This is a messenger RNA of Cyprinodon variegatus (sheepshead minnow), 2557 nucleotides long. RefSeq names its product hyaluronidase-3-like (gene hyal3). The transcript is spliced from 7 exons. Gene Ontology annotation, cellular component: acrosomal vesicle. The record is from RefSeq and is a predicted model, not a curated record. Gene Ontology annotation, biological process: hyaluronan catabolic process; carbohydrate metabolic process. Gene Ontology annotation, molecular function: hyalurononglucosaminidase activity. Bases 589 to 1908 code for a protein of 439 amino acids. Lineage: Eukaryota; Metazoa; Chordata; Actinopteri; Cyprinodontiformes; Cyprinodontidae.
UCAAGUAAAUAAGUUGGAGGAUAACAUGUAAAGCUGUACACAUCAAAUGAAAAUGAACUCAUUCUUGUAAGUUUUUAUUGACAUGUGUCUUCUGUGUCUUUUACCACACUGAUAGCAUUAAAGCUCUGUCCUAAGUUAAAGAGAACAUUGGCAAAUAUAAACCAAUAGGACUUUGCUGUAAACACUAUUGAGAAACGAUUCAGGGAUCCACCCAGCAGCUCCAUCCAUCUACCAGGCUGCAGAACAUGACUACAGACUCAGGUUUUCUCCAUCAGCAUAGCAAAGAAAGUAACAGAAAUUUUGAAUGGCUCUCUUAAAGUAUAAAUAUAAACGUCCAGAAAUAGAUAUUAGAAGUGUAUUUCUCUCUCUGAUCUCAGAGGGAACAUUUGAAUCACCAUGGGUGAGGAACUGCUGCUGCAGCUUCUUCUUCUGCAGUAUGUGCUAAUUAACCAACAACCUGUUUCCUGUUACAAAGCAGAAUGUGAAAUAGUCCAGUGUGGUCAGAGACGAAUGAAAUACUUGUAGAUCAGUCAACUGUUAGGCUUCCACUUUUCUCUCUGGGAAGGACACACCCUUUGAUGAGAAGCCAUGGAGCUGCCUCACCUUCCUCUGCUCAUCCUCCUCAUCACUCCCUGCUCCUCCCUGUCAGAGAACCUCCCCCUUCCUGCUGUGCCUGCUGCAGGUCCGCUCCACCGGGACCAGCCCUUCAUCGUAGUGUGGAACAUGCCCACAGCAAACUGUCACAAACGCCACAACGUCCAGCUGGACCUGAAGGAAUUUGGGAUUGUGGAGAACAACAGGCAGCGCUUCCAGGGAGAGAAAAUGAGCAUCUUCUAUCGGGACCAUCUGGGGAAGUAUCCGUACCUCUCCAACGAUGGCCGAGAGGUGAACGGAGGAAUCCCUCAGCUUGGUGAUCUGGCCUCUCACCUUUCCCUCACAGCUCUGAAGCUGGACGUCCUGCUGCGUCCCAGCUUCUCUGGUCUGGGGGUCAUCGACUGGGAGGAGUGGCAGCCAUUGUGGGAGAGCAACUUUGGAUCCAGGAUAAAGUACCGCAGGCUCUCCAAGCAGCUGGUGAGACAAGAUAGACUGGAUCUGUCUGAGGAGAACGUGACACGGCUGGCUCGGCAGGAGUUUGAGAAGAGUGCUCGGGCUUUUAUGGAGGAGACGCUGAGGCUGGCGACCAGGAGCAGGCCCAAGGGAUUCUGGGGCUUUUAUGGUUUCCCCUCCUGCUUGAAUAAACACAAGCGGAAGACAGAUCAAAGCUACACAGGACGCUGCCACAAGGGAACCAAGCAGAGGAAUGACCGGCUGUCCUGGCUGUGGGCUCAGUCCACAGCUCUCUAUCCCAGCAUUUAUCUGCCGCAGAGGUUGGCAGGGUCCAUAAAUGCAGCUCUGAUGGUCAGACACAGACUGCAGGAGGCUUUGAGAGUGGCUUCAUUGUGGCGUCAUGAGAACAAUAAUAAUCAGGCCACACCUGUCCUUCCGUACACCCGGCUGGCGUUCACACAUUCUCUCAACUUUCUCAACAAGACGGAUUUGGAGCACACGCUUGGAGAGAGCGCCUCACUUGGCACAGCUGGGGUCGUGCUGUGGGGAGAUAUAAAAUUCGCCAAAUCUAAAGAGCAGUGCAUCCUUCUCAGACACUACAUCCACAGUGUCUUGGGCCCCUUUAUACACUCCCUGAGGGCCGACACGCUCCGCUGCAGCCUCCAACUCUGCCACAGUCAUGGCCGCUGUGCCAGGCGAAACCCCAACAGUAGUCACAGGCUUUCAUCAGCAUCCACCUCUGACCCUCAUGAUGAUGCUGACUCCACCAGCAGGAAAUACUACCAGCAGCACUUCAUGUGUCAAUGCUACUCAGGCUGGACUGGGCCCCAGUGUCAGAAGAGUGGACAGAACGAGGGUUGAUGAUGGCUCCUCGUUUAGGGGAGCGUUCAAUAAAUUGCAUAGAAAAGUUAUAAAAAAUGUAAACUAUUUAAAAAUAUUUAAAAUAUAUGCUUGGGUUCAGUUUUUGAAUGCCUGUUUCUGUUUGUUGGUGUCAGCUAACAUCCUUAUAUUAGCAUGUUAGCAAAAUAUAGCAUUUUAGUGAUGGAUUUGCUGCCUUUAUUUUAGCUAAUAGUGAUUUUUUUUCUCCUACCUUUAAAAAUAAGGAAGACUAUCCUGUUAAUUUAAAGUAUGAAAAGAAGAUGGCCAUGUUAGUAUUUUAGCUCUUUUUGCAUUUCCUCUAAUGAUGCUACAAAAGCUGCUGUUAGCAUAGUAGAUAGUUUUAGCUAACAUGUUAGCUAACAUGUAAUAGUUUGUUUUUAAUACUAGAUUAUGAUAUAUUCUUAGCAUAAUACCUAAACAUGUUUUAGGGUUUGCUUAUCCCAACAAAAUACUUGGAAAACUUUGUUCCACAUUCUCUUCAUAGAAGCAAUUAUAAAAAAUAUGAUCUGCUGUAGCUCAGUUGUUACAAAUAUAUGUUCCAGAUUUCCUAAAAACUUUAAACACAAAGCAAAUAUAUUUUGGGAUAGUACAAUAACACCAUCUAACAUUAAAGCAACGUUUUAAUUGUUAA